AUGCCCGUCAGUUCGGCUGGUGCAUGCCAUGAAUGUGUCGCGCGUUCCACGGAGUCUGCUUGCGUACCUCAAGGUCUGGUUGCCGGAAGCGAUGCCACGGACAGCAAGUAUCUCAGGAAGCGCAUCACUUUCCUCGAGACGCAGCUCGCACGUCUUGUGCAGAGCACAGAGAACAUUGGCGGCGCCAGCGAAGCAAGCACUGCUCAGGCUUGGACGAGCUCGCACGCUGCUAUCGAAAGUCCUACUCAAACGCAAGGAAACGGCGAUUCCGGCUCCGAGGAUGAAGAUCAGGAGGAACAAGCUGUCGAAACAGGCCAUGCUCCAUUGAUACGUCUUCUAGGCAACCCGAUCAUGGGCGAGACACCGAGCACAACACAAACGCCCGGGAGCAGUGAUGGCACAUCUGGCUCGUGCACAACAGCAAAGAUUGGGCUGCGAAAGACGAAGAAGCACCAGGGAGCAGUUGCAGCCUUGCGGGCCUGCAUUCCCUCCGAAAAGGAAAUGGAGACCAUCUUCAACCAAUACAGCUCCUGGUGGCCGCUAUAUCGGGACACUUUGGGUCUGCUUUGGGGCAAGGCUUACGACUCGUUGCGGUCUUUCGCAGGGGAGAUAUUGCGAGCUCCUAGUCCAUCGGCACUUGCUUUACUGCUUGUAAGUUUUGCAAUAGGCACUGGUGAUCGUCAAAGAUUUCUCCCGGUCGUGGAAAAGACUGUAGUGAAUGAUGAUGAGUAUGCGAGCACUGAAGCAGGCUUGAACUGUCUGAUGGCUGUGCGAUGCCCGCCCUCUGUUGUGAUCGUCUUCAUUGAAAAAAAAAUUGUACUACAUACCAUCGACCAUCAGGCAUCCGCGCUCCAACCAAGGCGAGCCUUUCUGGUCUAUCGCCGUGCUACAUCUUUAUUACAACUCAGCAAUAUGCACUCCCGCCGUACUUCAGACAGGCAUGAUGCAAUAUUUUGGCCUCUCUUCCAUGCAGAUCGUUGGGCGUCACUCAUGAUUGGGCUUCCUUAUUCCUUACCCGACCACAUUUAUGAUCCGGGCGACUAUCUCUACAAACGCCUCGGCAUAAUUACGGGAAAGGUCAUCGACUGCCUGCAAAGCAUCAAAGGCGCCCAUCUGUCCGCGACGAUCAAGGUAGAAGAAGAGAUGGAGGCUGUCAAAUCACAGUUGCCAUCUGGCUACCUAGAUUUGAACGACAUACGCAUGUGCACCAACCUGCCGGAGAAGUAUACGCGGCUCUAUCGCGUAGUCCACUUUCAUCAGUUGAGGGCUUACGUUCAUCUUCCUUUCUUCUUUCGGUCUGAAGAAGAGCCGCGGUACGACUUCAGCAGGCGCACUGUUGUAGAAGAUUCAACAAGAUUACUCGAAGCCCCUCUUGUCUCACUCUGGCUGCGAAUCGCUUUUCCUCGCUUAGGAUUUAUGCUAACGCUUCUGCCCUUCACUUUUAGAUACCUAGAGGUCUUUGAGACAGAUCCUGUCAUGGCGAGCAAUGGCACAGUGAUGAACUUCACAGCUUUCACCGCAGCUGUCGUACUACUUCUUGAUCUGGUCGGAUACGGUGCGCGUGAAGAGCCUGGCUCCCGACCUCAUUCCGCUGCCCGCGAUCACAAACUUCAUCUCGUCUAUCGUACUCUCGAUGCCAUCAAAGCUGGAUCUGAAACCAAGAUAUCGGGUUUGCUCUGCCGGAAGUGUUACGAGUCUUUACAACACCUGCUCCGAUCCGCAUACGAUGUAGAAGGCUCUGAAGACCGCUUUGUACUUCCUUAUUUUGGUGUAAUCACUAUGAUCAAGAAAGGACAAUGCGAAAGCCUAGAAGCAGAUAUGGUCAAGAAACAAUUGGAACAACAGCAGCAAUCAACCCCUAGUGCGCCGCCUACGUUCGAUCAUACACUAGCUCAGCAUCUCAGUACCUCUGAACUUGCUCCAGCCGGUCAAGCAAACAAUCUUGAUAUGCAUGACCCCAAUUUUGGACUAGGCAUGUCUUUCGCAUAUCAAGGUCCGUUCCUCGCCGGAAGCGCUGCCGAUUAUUGGGGCUUUGAAGAUUCAGAUAUGAUGAACUUUGCUACUCAUACAUCAAUGGGUUGGAAUGGCGAUGCGAGUACUGGCGCAGAUUGGAAUUGGCUGAAUUCUGAUCUACCUCCCAAUCUUGGACUAUGA
This is a messenger RNA of Pseudocercospora fijiensis CIRAD86, 2154 nucleotides long. RefSeq lists its product as uncharacterized. The transcript is spliced from 5 exons. The record is from RefSeq and is a predicted model, not a curated record. Lineage: Eukaryota; Fungi; Ascomycota; Dothideomycetes; Mycosphaerellales; Mycosphaerellaceae. Bases 1 to 2154 code for a protein of 717 amino acids.